UUAGUCUUCCCACUAGAGGCAAUAAUUAUAUCUCCUCCACCAAUUCCCGCAGAAAAUUCUUCCAGAUGUAUCAUGUGUUGAUGAUCAAAGUAGGAUGAAAAUGAUGUAGCUAGAGAGAAAUAUUUUCAAAGGGAAAGGAAACGAGAGUGGCUCAAUGGAUAGAGACAAAAAGAGGGUGAAAAUGGAGAAGGAAGAUGAUGAAGAAGAAAAGAUGGAGAAGUUGUACACCGUGCUUAAAAACGCAAGGGAAAUGCGGAAAUAUGUCAUCAGCUCCAUGGAGAAGAAGAGACAGGAAGAAGAAGAAAGAGCAAGGGUUCGUAGAUUCCCUUCGUUUCAGCCAGAGGAUUUCAUUUUCAUGAAUGAAGCAGAGGGCAACAACAUCGAAAAAGCAGCUAAUGAGAGCUCUUCAGCAUCCAACGAGUAUGAUGGCUCAAAGGAAAAGCAAGAAGGAUCUGAGACAAACGUUUGUUUCGACUUGAAUCUUUCUCUGUAGUAUACAAGAGACAAAGAGCUCUUCAGUUUCUGUACAAGCAACAAAGAAUGUUAGUAACUAUGUAUGUACCAAAAACAAAUGUGACAUGGAAUUCUAGUUUUGCUUGAAGAGUGAUCAUCACUUCUUAUUAA
Molecule: messenger RNA, 624 nt
Organism: Arabidopsis lyrata subsp. lyrata
Lineage: Eukaryota; Viridiplantae; Streptophyta; Magnoliopsida; Brassicales; Brassicaceae
Product: protein NIM1-INTERACTING 3
Exons: 1
Coding region: 155-493 (112 amino acids)
Biological process (GO): regulation of systemic acquired resistance
Source: RefSeq, a predicted model, not a curated record